GGGAUAAGGCCAACCAUAUUGCAGCUUUACAUUUUCCACAAAUAUUUUAUUUUAUAUCUUUCACAUUCUUUUUCGCUACACCUGUUGUAUUUAAACUUCAACAUGUCAAAAGAAUUACAGUUUCUAUCAUAUCUCAGCGGAUUACCAU
This is a messenger RNA of Racocetra persica, 148 nucleotides long. The record is from the annotation of a GenBank genome assembly. NCBI's taxonomy places the organism in Eukaryota, Fungi, Glomeromycota, Glomeromycetes, Diversisporales, Gigasporaceae.